Messenger RNA from Dimorphilus gyrociliatus, 808 nucleotides. NCBI's taxonomy places the organism in Eukaryota, Metazoa, Annelida, Polychaeta, Dinophilidae. The record is from the annotation of a GenBank genome assembly.
GUUUCGUACACUUUUUUAAAUUCGCUCCAUGGAAUAUGACGAAAAAGACGAAAGCAAUUCCUUAAUUAGCCUUGUUGAUGAGCUAGCGGAGGAUAUAUGCUUUGAAUUAGUCUUUGAAUUUGAUGAACAACUCAGAACAUCUCAUAAUCCUGAGGAGUUGAUAGAGGCUGAGGAGAUUGAACCGAUUAUUGACAUCCGCCAUCUUCGGUUUCGCUCCAGUAAAGACUUUUUAGGAAAUGAAGUUGUAAAUGCAAAGUAUCCUGAAGUUUCUUGCCCGAACUGUGAACGAAACGUAAUUGUAACUAAGCUAUCAUGGCAUAUGAGCAGAUGCAUGUUUCCAAAUUCUGGACGGGCUGCUGCCCUCAGGGCUAGAAAAGAUGAUCAAAACGAAGAGGAUUCUGAUUCUGGAAGUAGGAAAAAGGUGAAAACAGUUAAAAAAUCCAAGCGGAAACUGCCUAAUGAACUCCUCGUUGCUGGAACGACAACAAGGGCUCAACGUCGCAAUGGCAGACGCGGAGAUUUUCUAUUAGACGACACAAGUAUUGAAGAUGUAAAACCAAAAACAGUAGAACCCUUAAAAAUUCGAAUCCCAAAAGAGGCUUUAGACACUCCAAAACAGUUAAAAUCGCCUCUCAGCCCCAGAACAAUUAUACGAAAGCCAAUUUAUAAACCUUCUUACUUAAGAUCAUACUUGAAAAGUCAUAUGAAGCAUAAACGAAUCAAUUCCCAAUUAUCUCCAACCUAUACCUUUCAAGUUCAGUCUGGCGAAGAACUACAAGAAAUUGAAAGGGUAGCAGAAAACGAUUAG